Molecule: messenger RNA, 534 nt
Organism: Cooperia oncophora
Lineage: Eukaryota; Metazoa; Nematoda; Chromadorea; Rhabditida; Trichostrongylidae
Source: the annotation of a GenBank genome assembly
AUGAGUGUCGCUCCGGCGAUAGAAGACCAAACGUCGCCGGCUGGUGGUGCUUUGAAUUCAUGGCUCAAAGCCAAUGCUGGUCGUGUAGAAGUUCUGGAUAAAACAACGAUGUGUCUUGGAGCGGCACAGGGAACGGAAUACUUACAUUAUAACCGCUGUAUGCACAGAGAUUUGGCUGCUCGGAAUUGUCUUAUCACUCAAGACAAAGUAGUGAAAAUAAGUGACUUCGGCUUAUCUCGUAUGGGAACACAUUACCAAAUUCGCACGGCCAUGAGGCUUCCCAUCAAAUGGCUGGCCCCAGAAACGAUCACUACCUUUUCAUUUUCAUUGAAAACAGAUGUCUUCAGUUUUGGCGUUGUCGUUUACGAAAUCUUUUCCGAUGGAGCCGAACCAUGGGAAGGCAAAACCAACGCUGAAGUGAAAGUCAAUAUCACCAAUGGCGAAUUCCUUACACUGCCAGAUUGCGUUCCUGAAUACCUUCGAACGUUCAUUGAUGAAAGGAGUUUUUGUAAAAGAUCCCAUAGAAAGAGCUGA